AUGGUGGCCAACCGGCAAGAGCGAACCUACAUUAUGGUCAAGCCCGAUGGCGUCCAGCGGGGCUUGGUAAGCGAAGUGCUCAAGAGAUUCGAGCAGAGGGGCUACAAACUCGUGGCGCUUAAGAUGAAAUCACCCGACGCGUCCCUCUUGGAGGAGCACUACGCCGAUCUCAAGGGAAAGCCCUUUUUCCCUGGUUUGAUCUCUUACAUGUCGUCCGGCCCUGUCGUGUGCAUGGUCUGGGAAGGCACAGACGUCGUCAAGCAGGGACGCCGGAUGCUCGGCGAGACCCGACCUCUUGAGUCCAACCCAGGCACUCUCCGUGGCGACUUCUGCAUCGACGUGGGCCGCAACAUUGUCCACGGCUCGGACAGCGUAGAGAGUGCCAAUAAGGAAAUCAACCUGUGGUUCACCCCCGAAGAGAUCUGCGAGUGGACCUCUGCCCAGCACAAGUGGGUUUAUGAGCAGUAA
Molecule: messenger RNA, 468 nt
Organism: Neospora caninum
Lineage: Eukaryota; Apicomplexa; Conoidasida; Eucoccidiorida; Sarcocystidae
Product: nucleoside diphosphate kinase,related
Exons: 2
Coding region: 1-468 (155 amino acids)
Biological process (GO): CTP biosynthetic process; GTP biosynthetic process; UTP biosynthetic process
Molecular function (GO): nucleoside diphosphate kinase activity
Source: RefSeq, a predicted model, not a curated record